Messenger RNA from Didymella exigua CBS 183.55, 1457 nucleotides. RefSeq names its product sorbitol dehydrogenase. Gene Ontology annotation, molecular function: zinc ion binding; L-iditol 2-dehydrogenase (NAD+) activity. Lineage: Eukaryota; Fungi; Ascomycota; Dothideomycetes; Pleosporales; Didymellaceae. Bases 140 to 1345 code for a protein of 401 amino acids. The record is from RefSeq and is a predicted model, not a curated record. The transcript has 4 exons. Gene Ontology annotation, biological process: D-sorbitol catabolic process.
GUUUUCCGUGGGACGGUAAGCCGAGCGUGAUCUCUUCCUCUCACUAUCCUCUUACCCUGAUUGCUAUUUUCUAGCUUUGCAGUGAACAACUCUUCGAUCCGAUCUUGUCCAGCAAAUCGUUCAGCAACAUCAACCUACAAUGUGCGCAACACACAGCCAGACGGCGACAGAGAGCACGCCAGAUGUCUCAAGCCAGCAGCAGAUCCGCGCAUCCGUCUUACACGGUGCGAAAGAUCUGAGGAUCGAAUCGCGCUCAAUCUUCCCACCAGGCCCAACAGACAUCCAGAUCAGCAUCCGCUCCACAGGCCUGUGCGGAUCAGACCUACACUACUACAGACACAACCGCAAUGGCGAUAUCCUCGUGCAAGAGCCGCUUUCUCUCGGCCACGAAUCUGCAGGUGUCGUUGUUGAUGUUGGCUCAGAGGUCAAGGACUUCAGUGUUGGUGACAAAGUAGCGCUCGAAGUUGGCCUGCCGUGCGAGCAGUGCGAGAGGUGUAAGGAGGGGAGAUACAACAUUUGCAAGGGCAUGAGGUUUAGGAGUAGUGCCAAGAGCUUCCCUCACGCACAGGGAACGUUACAGGACAGGAUCAACCAUCCUGCGGCGUGGUGCCACAAGCUGCCUGAGAAUAUGUCGCUCGAUUUGGGUGCGCUCUUGGAGCCUUUGAGUGUGGCAAUUCAAGCCGCGAAGAGGGCGCAGCUGCAAGCUGGUUCCACAGUAUUAGUCUUCGGUGCGGGUGCUGUCGGUCUGCUGGUCGCCGCAAUGGCGAAGAUCUCCGGUGCGGGCACGGUUGUCAUUGCAGACAUCGACCAAGGGCGGGUUGACUUCGCAGUGCAGAACAACUUCGCAGACCGAGCAUUCACAGUACCAAUGAAGCGCGGCAACACGAUUGAGGAGCAGCUCGAUAUUGCGAAAGAGACGGCUGCGGCAAUCGGGAAAACACCACGAGGCAGCGCUGGAGAGGUUGGUGAGGUCGACGCGGUAUUUGAGUGCACUGGUGUGCCAUCGUGCGUGCAAGCAUCAAUAUACGCCGCACGACCCGGAGGUAAGAUGCUGCUCAUCGGUAUGGGAACACCAAUUCAAACCCUGCCUAUCUCCGCUGCGGCACUCCGCGAAGUCGACAUUCUCGGCGUGUUCAGAUAUGCAAACACAUACCCGACCGGUAUCGAGGUCGUGUCGAAGAAGGGGCCUGACUACCCAGACUUCUCGAAGCUCGUCACACAUAGGUUCAAGGGUCUCGAGUCAGCAGAUGAGGCGUUUGAAAUGGCUGGCAAGACAAAGGAUGACAACGGCAAUCUCGUCAUCAAGGUCGUGCUUGAGACCGGCGAGGAGAAGGCAAAUCUGUGAGCAUGUUGUGGUUGUAGAUACCUCCGGCGUUGGGAGAGCUCAUUGUUGUAGAUGCCUUGUUGAUACUGUGACCAAAAGUAAUAACGUAUGCGGAGAAGAAUCCCGACGAUCA